Molecule: messenger RNA, 5091 nt
Organism: Musca vetustissima
Lineage: Eukaryota; Metazoa; Arthropoda; Insecta; Diptera; Muscidae
Product: zinc finger protein 236-like
Exons: 3
Biological process (GO): regulation of transcription by RNA polymerase II
Cellular component (GO): nucleus
Molecular function (GO): DNA-binding transcription activator activity, RNA polymerase II-specific; RNA polymerase II cis-regulatory region sequence-specific DNA binding
Source: RefSeq, a predicted model, not a curated record
UAUGAAUAUGUCUGCCCCAUUUGUGACGUGGUCUCAGCCACACCACAUCAAUUUACCAAUCACAUACGCUGUCACAACUACACCUCAGGGAAUACGGAAAACUUCACCUGCCGUAUUUGCUCAAAGGUCCUCUCAUCUGCCUCAUCAUUGGAUCGUCACGUUUUGGUGCACACCGGCGAACGACCAUUCAAUUGUAAAUAUUGUCAUCUCACUUUUACCACCAACGGCAACAUGCAUCGCCACAUGCGCACUCACAAACAGCAUCAGCACACCCAUCAUCGACGCAACUCGAAUGGAACAAAGUUCAACUCCAAGUCGGCGGCAACAUCGAACAGCAACACAACCGCUCCAGCUAAUGCCACAACUCCAUUAAGCAAUGGACAAUUAAAUGAAGGCGUUAAAUUAUCAGCAGCUUUGGCAAUGGCAACAGCGUCAAAUGCCGUCGCUUCAGCUGCCACAACAACAACAACUACAACAACACCAGCUACAACACACGAUAAUCAUAAUCAUCACAUCGAGACAGGUGCUAAUGACAAGCGAUUAAAUGGUAACGCCGAAACAUCAGCCAUAGAAAGUUAUGAAAGUGAUGGCGGCUGUUCCACAGAUACAUCCACGGGUCACCAUAAUGAUAAUGAUGAACAUGAUCUCGAACAACAGCAGCAACAAAAACCCCCAACUCCUGAAGAACUAUUAAAGCAGCAUUUAAAAGCUUUGGCCAACGCCGCCUGCCCUCCCAGCUCACAAACAAAUGGUGAAAAAUCAUCAACCCCAAACCACAACAACAAUGAAUCUGUAAUGUGUCCCAUUUGCAAUGAUGAUGAAUUCACCAGUGUCACCGCCCUCGAUCAACACAUGGAUGCCAAACAUCCCGAAAUACCAGCCAAAUGUACAAAUUGUGAGGUUAUCUUCAGGACUCAUCACCAGCUCAGCAUGCAUCCCUGCACUGCUGACAUUAAAUCGGAGCGUAGAGAACAUUUUACACCUCGAUCACAUCGUUCAAGGGAAAAUUCUCUCGACAAUUGCCCACAAGAGGAAUCACACGCAGAAGAACUUCACGAUAACGCCACUGAGGAACAACAACGCCGUCGUGAGGAACUCUUCCGUCACUUGCAACUGAAAAAUAUGAUGGCCCAAGCCAAUGCCUCCUCACCUUCCUCCCAUCACAACAUUGAAUUAACCGAAGAUGAUAUUAAAUCGGAACCCUCUGCUGGCCACGAUUCCAAAGACUUGGCUGAUAUUCAAUCGAUUUUGAAUAUGACCUCAUCAUCGAAUACCUCUAAUUUCCUCAAGAACUUUGAACAAUCGGUGAACACCCCCUCCUCUCAGUUCAGCUAUGAUCGUGACGAGGAAGAGGCUCAAGAUGUUUUCACAGCCGAAUUCCGUAAAAUGAAGCUGCGUGGUGAAUUCCCCUGCAAACUGUGCACAGCAGUAUUCCCCAAUUUGCGUGCCCUGAAGGGUCACAAUCGUGUCCAUUUGAGCGAAGUUGGCCCAGCAGGUCCAUUCCGUUGCAACAUGUGCCCCUACUCCAUCUGCGACAAGGCUGCCCUAGUACGUCACAUGCGCACCCACAACGGCGACCGGCCCUAUGAAUGUGCUGUCUGCAAUUACGCCUUCACCACAAAGGCUAAUUGCGAACGUCACUUGCGCAACCGCCAUGCCAAAACCACACGCGAGGAUGUCAAACGUGCCAUUAUCUAUCAUCCCUCGGAGGAUUCCAGCUGUGAUGAUCCCAACAAGAAACAACAUCUCUUCUCUUCGCCUGAAAUUGAUGAUGACAGCGAAUACUACCAUCAUCAGCCACACCCCAAGGAUCGUUCCACACCCGUUUCACAUCUCAAGGAGAUGUUGACUCAGGGUGUUGGAGAACACAAUUCUGGAAAGCCUGUCAAGAUCCAAGUGAAAAAUCUAAAUGAACUAUUGGACAAAUCCUCAGCCUCUUCGGCCUAUGGCGAUAGCUACAAUGACAAGCGUCCCGUGGACAUUACCACUGCAUCAGCAGCACCCCUUGAUAUGAGCAUGGAUGUUCUGGAUUUGAGCAAGAAACCCAAUAACACACAAACAAACGCACAAAAUCCCCCCGAACCAAAGGUGGCCUUGGAUGCCCCCUUGCCUUUGUUACAAAAAGAUGAUGCAAUUCCAUCGGUGUUGCCCACCACAGCUGCCACCAAUGAGGAUGUCGCCAACAAGGCUGCCGAUUUGACAUCGUUGGAAAAACAACAACAAUUCCUGAUGGGUCAUCAACCAUGGCUCAAUGAUCCUGCUCAAUAUCUACAGCAAUUGUAUCGCAUUCAAUUGUUGUUCCCUCAACUCAAUCCCUUCCUGAUGCCCAACUCACCGUUCAUGCCAAAUAAUUUGGAUUUCCAAAAAUUGGCUCCCUUCUUUAGGACCAUGUUGGGCGCCACUGGUGCUGCUCCUGCCAUGCCAACACCAGCUGAUUUAGAAAAAAUCAUGAACCCAUCAGCAGCCUCUAUGGCUGCAAUGCCACCAAUCAGCCCAAUGAUGUCGGAGAAAUCCAACACAGCUCCAAUGCCCUCGCCCAAGCCUGCUGGUCUACUCUCGCCCAAUCCCAGUCACUUGAAUAUUCCCCGUCAUGUUGUGAAUCCUUCAUCAAUGGCUGGCGGUCAAGUUCCUCACUUGCCACCCACCAUGUUGUCAAAUGGUCCCGUUAAAAUGGUGCUCAAGAAUGGUGUCUUUAUGCCAAAACAAAAGCAGCGCCGUUAUCGCACCGAACGUCCCUUCGCCUGUGAACACUGCUCGGCCCGUUUCACCUUGCGCUCGAAUAUGGAACGUCACGUGAAGCAACAACAUCCUCAAUACUAUGCUCAACGUCAACGUAGCGGUCAUCAUGUUAUGCGUGGACGCGGUGCCAGCAGUGCUGCCAAUAUGAAUGGCAUUACCCAUCUGCAGGCGGCAGUAGCCGCCCAGGCCCACUACGGUUCCAGUAGCAACAAUCAUUCACCCAUUUCCGAUCAAGUCAAAUAUGCCAUUUUGGCUCAGCAGUUGAAGGCCCGCAAGGAUCCUGAUUUGUUGCAGCAAGCCUUGGUCCAUGGCUCCAAUAGUGUUGCCAAUUCGAAUAUGUUUUUGGGAGGCCUUAAUGGCAAUGGUGUCGCCAGUGGAUUUCCCCACUAUGGAUCCUCUUCUGCCCAACAACAACAACAACAUCUGAGUCAAAAUGGUACACCUAAUGGUUCAAUGGAAGAUGAUGAACCCAAACUGGUGAUUGAUGAGGAUGAAGAUGACGAAGAAGAUGGUGAUGAUGUCGAAGAGAUCCAUGAUGAUCAGGAUUAUGACUACGAUCACAAUGAUAUACAAUUAAUGGAAAAAGAUCAUGGCGUGGAUGAUGAUGAGGAGGAGGAGCAGGACGAUCAUGCCGCCGUUGAGGAAAAUCAAUUACCCACCACUGUGGAGGAAGUUAAACUUAAAAAUGAGGUCAACGAGGAACCCAAAGGGGCAGCCAAAAAAGUGGCUGAAUCUAUUUUGGAGCAAGCCAUUAAGGCUGCACCAAAACCCUCAACAGAAAUGGUGCCAAACAGCAGUACCCUGAAGUCGAUGAUUGCUCAAGCCCCUGCUGUGGGUAAAUCACUUAAAGAUGUGGCCAGUUCUGCUUUCAAAGAUGAAUCUCAGGAUUUGGUACCAGUGGCAAAGUUGGUGGACAAUGCCACCAGUAAUUCGGUCUCGUUUAACAACUAUUUCCGUCCCGGAGAUGCUGCCAACCACAUGGAUCAAAGUGAUGAAGAAGGUUUGGUGGCCUCAGGCAGUGCCAGUGAAAGCAACAAUUCCGGUGCUGAAGAUGCUGCCAGUGGUGUUCCCACUAAGAAGAAGUCAGCCUACAGUUUGGCGCCCAAUCGUGUAUCGUGUCCCUAUUGUCAACGCAUGUUCCCAUGGUCUAGUUCUCUGAGACGUCACAUCUUGACGCACACUGGCCAGAAACCCUUCAAGUGCUCGCAUUGUCCACUGCUCUUUACCACCAAAAGUAACUGUGAUCGCCAUUUGUUGCGUAAGCAUGGUAAUGUAGAAUCGGCCGUUUCCGUCUAUGUACCCGAUGAGGAUGUCAACGAACCCAUUCCAUUGCCCAAAUCCGUCGAGGAAAUUGAACGCCAGCAAAGAGAACGUGAAGAGGAGGAAAAACGUCGUUUGGCUGAGGAAAAGGAGCGCGAACAAAAGGAAAAGGAAUUACGCGAAAAAGAACAGCAAUUGGAACACGAACGACAACAACAACGUCAGGCCAUAUUGAAGCAAUUGGCAGCAGUACAGCAGUAUAAUCAAUUUCAAUUGAAAUCGGAAACCUCCUCCUCCGCCACUGUGGGUAUCUCCUCUUCCGAAUUACCCUACAAAUGUCAUUUGUGUGAGAGUUCCUUUGCCGAGCGGAACCAAUGUCUGGAACACAUCAAAUGUUACCACUUGCAAGAAUACGAAUUGCUGUUGUCCAAAGGAGCCAUCGACAAUGAGUCGGAGGCAGCAGCUCAGAUUCAAUCGAACGAAGAGGAAGAACGCCAGCGAGCCAAUGAGGAGGCCAACAAGGGCGGCAAAUAUCCCGAUUACAGUAACCGCAAAGUGAUUUGUGCUUUCUGCAUGCGUCGUUUCUGGUCCACUGAAGAUUUGCGCCGUCAUAUGCGUACCCAUUCCGGCGAGCGGCCAUUCCAAUGUGAAAUCUGCCUACGCAAGUUUACGCUGAAGCAUAGCAUGUUGCGUCACAUGAAGAAGCAUAAUGGUGGCAUGAGCAUGAAUGGUUCGCAUCAUGGUAUGGAUGGUUUGAAUAAUGGCAAUAGCUGUUCCGACUAUUCGGAUGAUGAACAGGCUAGUGGACCACCAGCAGCACCACCUGCCGCCAUGACAAAUGCCAAUAUCAACGCUUUGUUUAUGGGUUCCAUGAAUUCCAAAAUUCAGGAAUUGCUCAGCAAAGCCAGUGAAUGGGGCAGCAACAAUGGUUCAGUGCUGCGGGAACGCAAACAAAAUAUGGCCGAUGAUAACGGUAUGCAGCCUCAAUCGGAUUUAAUUGGAAAUCUAUUGGGUAUCAGUGAUCAGGGUAUUUUGAAUAAAUUAAUGUCAUCACCGGAUGAGGCAGCCAAGCUGUUGGGAGUUGAAAAAUAA